Molecule: messenger RNA, 1725 nt
Organism: Aphanomyces invadans
Lineage: Eukaryota; Oomycota; Saprolegniomycetes; Saprolegniales; Verrucalvaceae
Exons: 13
Coding region: 32-1588 (518 amino acids)
Cellular component (GO): nucleus; Z disc
Molecular function (GO): protein binding; transcription coregulator activity
Source: RefSeq, a predicted model, not a curated record
GAGCCGCAUUUGGCCGCGAACGCGCUACAAGAUGCCCGCCUUCUGCCCGAGGUGUGGCGACUUGCUAAAGAGUGUGACCGUGUGUGGGAAAUGCCAUCUCACUGCCGUCACGACCCAAUCUGCUUCGUUUCAGACGGAGUCCGGCACUGCAGUCGAACUAUCGCCAGUGCAUCCGCCGGUGGAAAUCGCGACUUCUUCGUCUGGCGUCGUCGCCAGGGCGGGGUCGGUUCGGAAGCUCAAGAAAUGCGGCGUGUGCUCGAAUCCGAUUGUCGGAGCAUCAACUUGCACGCGCCGAUACGGUGGCAACGACGUUGCUUGCCACGACAGUUGCCUCACUUGCAAGCAAUGUCGAAAGCCGAUUGACGGGACGACGCGAUGGACCGUCGUGUACAACUCGGCCUACCACGAAGCCUGUGCGGUGGGGUUGCGCGUGUGCCAUGGCUGCCACGAGCCGAUCGUGGGAAAAUGCGUCGACCAAGACGCGUAUUCGUUCCACAGAGUGUGCUUGGACAAGCAUCGCAAGUUGUCACCGCCUCCUUGUGGAGAACGACAUGCGCCUGGGCUACCAGUUCCUUUGGGAAUCGGCAGCGAUCACGCAGGGCACACAAACGACGUCGAACGGGCCACGGUUGCUCUCAGUACCGUCGAUGCGACGGCGCGACUGUCCACUGCCCAAGAACGAGGAAUCAACGAUGCUGUUGCGACGGACGAGGACCAUCCUUCAGAAAACCAACCGCAUGGAGGCCCAUCGGCGUCCCCAACCCACACGGCGACGGACCACGACCCAUCGAUCCCAUCGGACAUGCCAAAGCCUGAUGAUGUUGUCGAGAAUCAAGCACUGGUCCCUGUCGCGAGCGCAGACAAGGGCAGCGCACAAACAUGGACACAAGUGAACGCUACCGAAAGGCCCGGGCGAGUGUGGCCUCUCCCAUCGAUAGACCAACGCGGAUCCGACGUCAACCCGACGACCAGUGUCGACGAGCCAACGUACAACAGUGCGACUACCUGCACCGACAUCAAACGCGUCGUCGAGUGCCUCUCCUGCGGACACCGUAUCCAGGACAAAGCGAUCGAAGUCCCAUCAGGCUCUUUGUACCACGAAAAGUGCUUUGUGUGCACCACGUGCGAGCAACGCAUCGACGACGACGUGGUUGGUUUUAUCCAAGACGGCUGCAAGAUCUUUCAUCCGCAAUGCUAUUAUGAACAUUCGGGACGACUGUGCCGCGGAUGCCGGCAGGUUGUGGACGUUGGCGCGGUGAAACAACGCGACAAGGGACAGCUCUUCCAUCCGACGUGUUUCCGCUGCGCGGAUUGCUCUGCCCCUCUGACCAACGAGUUUCUGGACUUGGACGGGGACGACGUGUGCCGCGAAUGUUACUUUCACCAUGUUGUCGCCAAAUCCACGACAGAGUACAUGGCGACAGCGACGGCGGCCACUUUUGCUUCCGAUCCGUGCCAGCUUGCCGUAGCCGUCGGUGACAAGUUAACCGUGUUGUCUGAAGACUGGGAUGGGUGGACGAUUGCAAAGAAUGCCAGCCAUUCCAUGGGGUACAUUCCAAGCGCGUCCGUUCGCCGGUCGCUCGACUAAAUCGAUCAAACGAAAAUUUGUAUGUCCAUUGACAUGGAGAUGCAUGGGAACCGAAUCGUUCCCUCGUGUCCUGAGCCUGCACCCCAUCCAAACGUUCUGGUCUUGCGGGAGGGCUCUCCCCGGCCACCACGCCAAAC